AUGGAGCCUCUUCGAUCAGCCCCCGAGGCUUCCUCGUUUGUCCUCUUAGCCGACCACCAAUCGCGCACCCCAGAGUCAUUCCACUCCGGCCCUCCAGUCCUGCACUACCACAGCAAGCAUUGCAAGCUCGUCAUCCUCGAACGCGAUCUCCUCUCCACGCCCGUCCUCACUGCUCUUCGCGGGCCAAGCCCGACAGCCAACGGAGCCGGAGAUCAUGCGCCGACUACCACAGACAAAGAAGUCGACGAAGGGAAGGAGAUCGUGCUCGAUGGCAUAGACGUCUGGGUGACCUCCGAGUACGUGCACGCGCAGUUCGCCGCGCGCAUCAUUUUUCACCUUCCCCCAACCCUCUCCCAACUAACACGGGUCUCCUCUAGUAAAUUCCUCCUCUACGCCCCCGCCGUCUCCGCCGGCGUCGCAAUCCCCUACCCCUCCAUCUCCCUGCACGCCAUCCAGCGCCUCCACGUCCCCGGAACCGCCCCAGAUGCCCCGCAGUCCCAGGGCCUGUACAUGCAGAUCGCCACCCCCGCCGCCCCAGGCACGAACCCCGACGACGAGGAGGAAGAGAGCAUCACGAUGACAAUCGUCCCGCCGACAGGCGCGGGGUUCACAGCAGGCACGGCGAGCGCCGCCGACGCGACCCUCACGGCAUCGGAGCAGGCGAUGGAGGACCAAUCCGAGACGCCCGACGAGACGCCGACGCAGAUGCUGUACGCGGCUGUGUCGGCGUGUUCGAACCUGCACCCGGACCCGAUGGAGGAGGACGCCGAGGAGGAAGAGGAGGAGCGCGACUCGCUGCUGCAGUCUGGGUUUAUCUCCAUGGGGAGUGCGGAUGGGGGCCUGCCGCCGCCGGUGCCGGGCAGCUCAGGCUGGAUCACGGCGGAGAAUGUGGGCGAGUUUUUUGAUGAGCAGGGGAAUUGGAUUGGUGGGGGUGAGGCGCCAUCGUUGCCUCUGGGGCCUGGCGCGGGAUCGGUGAGGCAGAGGGAGGAUGAUGGUCAGAUUUCGGGCCAGGACGAGCAGAAUGAUGGCGAGGAGACGAAGUGGAGGAGGACAGAUUAG
This is a messenger RNA of Aspergillus clavatus NRRL 1, 1059 nucleotides long. RefSeq names its product Voldacs domain-containing protein. Gene Ontology annotation, cellular component: cytosol; spliceosomal complex. The transcript has a single exon. Lineage: Eukaryota; Fungi; Ascomycota; Eurotiomycetes; Eurotiales; Aspergillaceae. Gene Ontology annotation, biological process: mRNA cis splicing, via spliceosome. The record is from RefSeq and is a predicted model, not a curated record. Bases 1 to 1059 code for a protein of 352 amino acids.